GUCUUUGUGGUAGGCGCUGUCGACAAUAUGGCGGAUGACGGAGACGGGUCGACUGGAGCUGUUGAUACUAGUGGCGGACCGGGGACUUCAGAGGAGUCUGACGGGUUCAGUCUUGGCGGGAUGUUGUUAAAUUUAAGUAUUUUAGUUGUAGUGGUUACGAUCUGCUAUGUUAUUUAUCGGCGAUGGGGUAAACGGAUUGGUGCUGACGCGGCCCAGGGAAGCGAGGCCUCGUCUCUGCCGAAGAUGAGAAGACGUGAUUUCACUUUGGAGCAACUUGGGGAAUACGAUGGACUGCAAAACCCCCGGAUCAUGAUGGCAGUCAAUAUGAAAGUAUUCGAUGUUACCACCGGCAAAACGUUUUAUGGCCGAGACGGUCCUUAUGGUAUCUUUGCGGGCCGGGAUGCAUCGAGGGGUCUGGCCACGUUCUGUUUGGAGAAAGAUGCCUUGAGGGAGGAGUAUGAUGACCUGUCAGACCUCAACGCUGUUCAGAUGGAGUCAGUCAGAGAGUGGGAGAGGCAGUUCAUGGAAAAAUAUGAUUAUGUUGGUCGACUGUUAAAGCCUGGGGAUGAGCCGUCAGAAUACACAGAUGAGGAGGACAUCAAGGACCACCUGAAACAUGACUGAACUGUUGCCCUGUUCUGUUCACACCACCAACCAAAGCCUUGACCCAAACAGCUGACAGCACCUGUCCCCCCCACACCCUUCCUCUUCCCUCUCAAGCCCCCCCCCUCCUCCUCUUCUUCCCUCUCGAGCCCCCCUGCUCCUCUUCUUCCCUCUCGAGCCCCCCUGCUCCUCUUCUUCCCUCUCAAGCACCCCCUUCUUCUUCUUCCCUCUCAAGCCCCCUCCUUCUUCUUCUUCCCUCUCAAGCCCCCCCCCUCUUC
Messenger RNA from Oncorhynchus nerka (sockeye salmon), 881 nucleotides. RefSeq names its product membrane-associated progesterone receptor component 2-like. The record is from RefSeq and is a predicted model, not a curated record. Gene Ontology annotation, cellular component: endomembrane system; endoplasmic reticulum; membrane. NCBI's taxonomy places the organism in Eukaryota, Metazoa, Chordata, Actinopteri, Salmoniformes, Salmonidae. Bases 28 to 624 code for a protein of 198 amino acids. The transcript has 3 exons.